Molecule: messenger RNA, 983 nt
Organism: Oxyura jamaicensis (ruddy duck)
Lineage: Eukaryota; Metazoa; Chordata; Aves; Anseriformes; Anatidae
Gene: FGF22
Product: fibroblast growth factor 22
Exons: 2
Biological process (GO): positive regulation of protein phosphorylation; animal organ morphogenesis; positive regulation of gene expression
Cellular component (GO): cytoplasm
Molecular function (GO): growth factor activity; fibroblast growth factor receptor binding
Source: RefSeq, a predicted model, not a curated record
CCGCUUGUUACAGGCAAGCAGAGGCUUGGCUCGGUGUCGCUCCAGCGCAGCUCUGCUCCUGGGGGCAGCUGGCCCAAGGGAGGGCAGGAACAAAGACCGAGCCCUCCCCAGAUCCUGGCUUUCCCCCUCCUGCCCCUGACUCGGCUGCAGCCCUUGCUCCCCACUGUCCCUCUGUGGGGAAGGCGUCCCUCCAUCCUUCCAUCCCUCCGUCUGUCUGUCUGUGGCCGGCGAGGCUCGGCGGUGCUGUCCCUCCCUGGUGGGCACAGCCGUGGCGCAGGGGAAGGGCCCCUCGGGGAGGUCGCCCAUCUCACUGCGGCGCUUCGCUGUCCCGCAGGCAUCGUCGAGAUCCGGUCGGUGCGUGUCGGCGUCGUGGCCAUCCGGGCGGUGCACACCGGCUUCUACCUGGCCAUGAACAAGCAGGGGCGGCUCUACGGGUCGAAGGAGUUCAGCCCCAACUGCAAGUUCACGGAGCGCAUCGAGGAGAACGGCUACAACACCUACGCGUCGCUGCGCUGGCGGCACCGGGGCCGCCCCAUGUUCCUCUCGCUCAAUAGCAAGGGCAGGCCACAGCGAGGGGGCCAGACGCGACGGCAGCACCCCUCCACACACUUCCUCCCCAUGCUCAUCAGCUGAGCACAGCUCCCAGACGGUCCUGUGGAAAAAAGGGAAACAUAGGGUUAUUUUAUAUGUGUAAAUAUCUUUUUUUUUUUUUUUUCUAUUUAUUGUUUUAUUUUUUAAACACAUGGUGGAGGAUGGACACGGACAUGAAAGCUCCAGAACGAAAGCCGUGCGGGGACGUGGCCGUGCAGGGACGCGGCCGUCCCCGGUGUCCCGUGGGGGCAGAGCCGCAGGCUGGGGCUGGGGCUGGGGCUGCCCACGUCUCCCCCCACCCCGAGCAGCCACCGCCUGGGGCUGGGACGUCCCGGGGCUGCGUUCGCUUUGUGGCCAAGCACCCGUGGAAAUUAAAGCUGUGUUUGUGGCAC